Messenger RNA from Enhydra lutris kenyoni (northern sea otter), 1920 nucleotides. Its product is annotated as beta-galactosidase-1-like protein 2. Bases 1 to 1911 code for a protein of 636 amino acids. The transcript is spliced from 19 exons. NCBI's taxonomy places the organism in Eukaryota, Metazoa, Chordata, Mammalia, Carnivora, Mustelidae. The record is from RefSeq and is a predicted model, not a curated record. Gene Ontology annotation, cellular component: vacuole. Gene Ontology annotation, molecular function: beta-galactosidase activity. Gene Ontology annotation, biological process: carbohydrate metabolic process.
AUGGGCAAGUGGAGCAUUGGGCGAAAGCCGGGCCGCGCACUCGGACUCCUGCUGCUGGUGAUCGUGGGUUUCCUGGUGCUCCGCAGGUCGGAUUGGUAUAAUCUGAUCCCUGCAUGGCUAAGACACCGGCAGUCAGGGCUGCAGGCCAACGGCCAAUACUUCAUGCUGGAGGACUCCACUUUCUGGAUCUUUGGGGGCUCCAUGCACUAUUUCCGGGUGCCCAAGGAAUACUGGAGGGACCGCUUGCUGAAGAUGAAAGCCUGUGGCUUGAAUACCCUUACCACCUAUGUUCCAUGGAACCUCCAUGAACCAGAAAGAGGCAAAUUUGACUUCUCUGGCAACCUGGACCUGGAGGCCUUUGUGCUGAUGGCUGCAGAGAUCGGGUUGUGGGUGAUUCUGCGUCCAGGCCCUUAUAUCUGCAGUGAGAUUGACCUCGGGGGCUUGCCCAGCUGGUUACUCCAAGACUCUGGCAUGAGGCUGAGAACAACUUACAAGGGCUUCACGGAAGCAGUGGACCUUUAUUUUGAUCACCUGAUGUCCAGGGUGGUGCCACUCCAGUAUAAGCAUGGAGGCCCCAUCAUUGCUGUGCAGGUGGAGAAUGAAUAUGGUUCCUAUAACAAAGACCCCGCCUAUAUGCCUUACAUCAAGAAAGCCUUGGAGGACCGAGGUAUUGUGGAAUUGCUCUUGACUUCCGACAACAAGGAUGGCCUGCAAAAGGGAGUCAUGGAUGGAGUGCUGGCCACCAUCAACUUGCAGUCACACCAUGAGCUGCAGUUAUUAACCAACUUUCUCUUAAGUGUGCAGAGGGUUCAGCCCAAGAUGGUGAUGGAGUACUGGACAGGGUGGUUUGACUCGUGGGGAGGCCCACACAACAUCCUGGAUUCUUCUGAGGUUCUAAAAACAGUGUCUGCCAUCCUCCAUGCUGGCUCCUCCAUCAACCUCUACAUGUUCCAUGGAGGUACCAACUUUGGCUUCAUAAAUGGAGCCAUGCACUUUCAUGAAUAUAAAUCUGAUGUCACCAGCUAUGACUAUGAUGCAGUGCUGACAGAGGCUGGGGAUUACACAGCCAAGUACUUCAAGCUCCGAGGUUUUUUUGGCUCUAUCUCAGGUGUCCCUCUUCCUCCCCAACCUGACCUUCUUCCCAAGACUGCGUAUGAGCCUUUGAGACCAUAUUUAUACCUGUCACUGUGGGACGCCCUGAAGUACAUGGAGGAGCCAGUCAAUUCUGAAAAACCAGUCAAUAUGGAAAACCUGCCAGUAAAUAAUGGAAAUGGACAGUCCUUUGGGUACACUCUGUAUGAGACCACCAUUGCUUCAUCGGGCAUCCUUAGUGGUCUUGUGCGUGACCGGGGACAGGUAUUUGUGAACACAGUGUCUGUAGGAUUCUUGGACUAUGAAAGGAAGAAGAUUGUUAUUCCCUUGAUCCAGGGUUACACCAGGCUGCGGAUCUUGGUGGAGAAUCGCGGGCGAGUCAACUACGGGAAUAACAUUGAUGACCAGCGCAAAGGUUUAAUUGGAAAUAUCUAUCUGAAUGAUUCUCCCCUGAAAAAAUUCAGAAUCUACAGCCUGGAUAUGAAAAAGAGCUUCUUUCAGAGGUUCAGCGUUGACAAGUGGAGCCCUAUCCCUGAAGUACCUACGUUCCCUGCUUUCUUUUUGGGUGCCUUGUCAAUUUCCCUUUCCCCUUUUGACACCUUCAUGAAGCUGGAGGGCUGGGAGAAGGGGGUUGUAUUCAUCAAUGGCCAAAACCUUGGACGCUACUGGAACAUUGGACCCCAGGAGACCCUCUACCUCCCAGGUGCUUGGUUGGACCAAGGCAGCAACCAGGUUAUUGUUUUCGAGGAGAAGAUGGCAGGCCCUGUGAUACAGUUCACUGACACACCCCACCUAGGCAGGAGCCAGUACCUUGAAUGAGCAGCACUG